Molecule: messenger RNA, 6122 nt
Organism: Porites lobata
Lineage: Eukaryota; Metazoa; Cnidaria; Anthozoa; Scleractinia; Poritidae
Source: the annotation of a GenBank genome assembly
AUUUUAUUCACGUGGGUGUAAAUUUUAAUAAGGUAAGAUAUAAACUACUCAUAUCUGCACGUUACUGAGUUCAGGCCUCAACAGAUAAAAGAGAUAAAAAAAUCAGAAGAUCGCUAUUGAAACGUUCUGUAACAGUGAAUUUUUUUUCUUGGUCAUAUCAAAAUAUAUCUGUGUACAUUAUAUGUGUUUUGUAUUAAUUAUUAAUAAGUAUGUUAUACUCUACAUACUAUAAGCACUUAACUUCUGUUCACUUACACUAAAAAGUACAGGAAUGUAACCUACAACUUAACUCGUAUAUUCACCGUUUGCCGUUGUUGAUGCAUGCUUUUUUUGUCUAUUGACUUAAUCUAUAGAUGUUUACUACUCAUUUCUAAUUUUAUUCAAAAGAAUAAUUCAUCUCUCUCUUGCAGCCAUUUGUUACUAUAGCGCAGUAGCUAGUUUUGUUCAGUAUGUAAAUACACGAACAAGAAAACAAAUUCAGAAUGACCGUGUGACUACCUCGUUUUUUUACUGACGUCUCAGAAUAAUUUUUCUUCCUCUUUCUCAGCAAAUGUUCUUAUUUGGCCGCUAGCUCGGUUUCAAGCACUCAUUUCAAACAUAAAAGGCUUGUUACCGACGUAGUCUCACAUUUUUUGAUAAAUUUGUUCUGGCAAUUUUCAGUUUUGUGAUCUACCUUGUAUUUAAAAAUCUUCGCAUCAAACUGCCAGUGGUUUUUGAGUCGCGGAUCGUAGUCCUGCAUUUGAGAAACGAAAUAGUCAUGACUGUUAAACAAACAAUCAAGCGGACAAGAGGCUUUGACCCGUUCAAAAACGAAGUAUGCGAACCAUUUCAUCUAUAUUGUCAUAGGCUUAGUUUGCCGGUAUAACAGAAGAUUUUCUGACGGUCCUAUAUAAACAGGCCGACUGAGAAGCUUACAUCAGAUGCUACGAUGGCUCAAUCAACUUCUGAACGUGUAUUAAACUGAGAAAGAAAGACUUUUCGGAGAGUGUAGCACUGUUCUUUUGCGAUAAGUUACUACUAAAGUAUUUAAACUUUCGUUCACCACUUUGAUAAAGGAUGCGUUUCUAUAUAUCUUCUUCUGACGACGAUCAUGCAUAUGACCAAUCUACGAUUUUAGCCCCGAUACGAUAGUUAGAAAAAAACAAAGGUGGUAAUUGAAUACGGCUAUCGAAUGCGUCGAAUAAAAUCUUUUUCAAACUGAGAUUAAUUUAUAUAAGAUGGGUAUUGUUUUUGAACAGUUAGUUCUUCAAGAUUGAAGCCAUAACGCAGAACGGGAUGCUUAGAAGGAUCAUUUCAUCAAGGGUCGCCCGCACUUUUCCUUCUGGAUAAGAUUCAGGCUCCUCUAACAAUUUGUCUAUACUAAGUAAUAAACCAUUCCACGGUUUUUUCCACUUUUAAUAAAGACCAGAGUGACGAAAUAUCCAUCGACAAUGCUGGAAAGAGCUCCUUAAAAUUAGAAAGUUUACCAAGUUUGAAAGGUGAUAAGUUCAAAGCGAGCCAAGAUAUUGUUUCACAAAGUCGCGAAAUUUUACAAUUUAAUGUUUGUAUGGUGUUGGUUUUCUCUUGAUAAGAGCCAAACUGGGAUUUGUGUUCAACAAAUCGCUUUUAAACUUGGCAAAUUUUCUGACCUUGAUGCUGUCCUUAAAGCCGUGCUGAAGGAUUUUUGCUAACUGGUCCCAUUAAAAAAUUUAAAAAGUGGAAAAUUAUUACUGAAUACAUUUGAGAACAUGACGAACAGUCAUAACUGAGUCAAAAGCUGACUUGAAAACGUCAUUACUAGCAGAAAGUUAUUUCUGAGGAAUUUCUCAUUUUUAGGGCUUAAACACAGUUUUCCAGAUGCCCAGUGCAAAACACUUGCCACUGGUACGGCAGCGACAGUGUAGCUCUUGCUCUUCGACGACUUUUGUCUCCGUUUGCUUCCGAGUUCUGCGGGAGCUGAAAUCUUAUGCAAACUAUCGUCCAGCGAUUCAUGCAGGAACUAUAAAAAAUGUGACUGUAUUUUGCUUAUUUCAAAGUCAGUAAAUAUGUAACAUCAAUAUUAUCGCACCUGAAACAAAUAAAAUAAUUAACAUGCGAACCGUGACCGAAAAGUCUGUAAGUUUCUUAUAUAGGGGAAAAAAAUAGCAUAUAAACAUAUUUUAUUCUGAUCCAGUUGAAAAUGGAGUGUAAUUCAUGUCUUUAUCUCUUUGGCAUUAAAUGGAUGCAAUUUAACAGUUAUUUGUUCGAUGAUUUAUAUUGAUUACGAAAGCUCAUAGUUCAGGCUUUUUUAAUGGGUGUAGAACUACUCCAUGAAUCCGAUGGUGUUUUGUUUUGGGCUUUUUUGAUAGUAGAUAUAGAGGAAUACAGGACACAAGUUAACCCGGGUGCCUAUUUUAGAUAUUCUGAACUAUUAAUCGACAGGGACACCCAACGUCAAUUUUCGGAAAAUAUCUGUUCGGAAGACGAUUUGAGAUCUAGAAUUUUCGGAAAAUUUUUUGGUAAAAUUCUUGCUUGUUUACCUCUCCUAGGAUUUUCGAACGUCUAAAAAUGGUAUAAUUGCCCAUUUUUAAUGGAUUUUUACCCUGAAAAGGUCACCUAGAAUUUUUGGGAGUCUUUUUUCUGGCUAAAACUUUCGAAAGUAAGUUUUGAUCCUUAUAAUUUUCGGAUCACUAGACUUUCAGCUAGGAAAUCCGAACAGAUGAAAAAUUUUUAGGGGAUAAAAAUACGCCCAUAUCUACCGUUUAAAUACUAAAAUACGUUUAACAAGCUAUGUUUAAGUGGUUUUGAACUAUACUCUCGUUGGGUGCCCCUGAAUCGAGGUACGUCAAAACACGAUUCUCGGCGCAAUGAUUUCUCAGACAUACUGCGGAUACUGUUUUCACCGAUGCAUAACAAAAUACUCAAUAAAAACGUUUAUGUCAAUUGAAAAGAGCUUAUUAACAUUCAAGAUACACAAAAACUUGUUUCUGACAUGUUGCUGGCGAUAAUGAGAUGACACGUAGCUAGAUGCAGUCUUUUAACUCACGCCUUUUCAGUUGUUAUUCAUUCGAUCGGUGCAAACUAAACAAACGACCUGUCUUCACACAAAAUAAGAUAACGUUCAAUUUUUGGAGGAAAUCUGUCAGUCUUUUACACACUUUACAAACUCAGUAAGAAAUUUUCAGUUCAGGUAUGUACUAAUUUAAGAACAAAACCAGCAAUAUUGCAGUUAGCUGAAACUCAUUCUCUAUUUUGCAUCGAUUUUAAGAAACAUGUAAGUGCUGCGUUUUAACUUAUAAAUCGUGCAGAUUGAAAUUGCAGACUGGAAACCGAAAUCAUAAAAUAACUUUAAUUUUGGGAAGAUCGAUGAGGGAAAUUGUUCCCUCUCUUUAAUGCCUGCUAAGGUUUAUUUAAUUUUUUUUUUAAUGUUAGAAAAAUAUAAAAAAUAAAUAAAAUUACACUGAUUUUCUUACUCCAAGGAAAACGAAUAUCAGUUAGAAUAACUGAAAUAAGUGUUGUGAAAUCACGGGCACCCAACGACAGCUUCCUUCUACAAACAUUGAAAACACUUUCUAGGCUAUCCAGAGUACUUGUAUCCAGAGUACUUUUAGAUCCUUAGAAAUGCAUUCUAAUCGGCGCUACAAAAUUCUAAAACUAUUCGGUCAUCCUAGGGCAACUUAAGUUUUUUCGAAAUUACAGCUAGGGCUUCAGUAUUAUUUUCCCGAAAAUUUAGAUGCAAUUUAAAUUUUUACGAAAGUAAGAAUUUCUCUGAUGCUUCUCUCCAUCAUAAUUUUGAAUCCGAAAAUAUAAGGUUUUCUAUUUUUCCACGAAAAAUAGUUUGGCCUGAGGAGUGAAAUGCGCAUAAUUAAACUUAAGAAAAUCUUAGGGAAUGUAUUACAUAAGCUUCGAAAAAUUGUAAAUGAAGUGGAAUGAUAAUCUAGAAAUUUGUAGCCUUCCUCAAGGUACAGUAAAUUUUAGGAAUUUUUGCUUCUCCGAACAGAUAUGUCACAGAAAACAGUCAUUGGGUGCCCCUGGCAAAUUAUCCGCCCCUUAUAAUAUGAAACGGCGCGAAGCAUAAUGUCCCAUACCCUAGUAACCGAUUCUCCAAACCAAUCAACCGCGUCCCAAGAGCGCUUUUCCCUGGCUGGGGAAAGACGUCCUUUGGACGGAGUUGCGAAAGACUGCACUUUUGUACCAAUAUAAAAAAUUUAUUUCAGCUCACUAAUUCUAUAUCUGGAAAACUACUGUUUUUUCCAUUUGGAACCCAAUCAGCUAUUGUUUACUUUUAUUUCUUAGGUUAUCUAUCAUGUCAGCAAAAAGGAUGGCUGUAUUCUUUCUUCUGAUCUUGGUAAUGGAAAUGAUGCUGUUCUCUGAUACUGAUGCCAUAUUUUGGAGACGCCGGCGGCGACGCCGUCGAAGAAGCUCAUCAUCUCCGCCACCGCCACGACCGCCUCCACCGCCACGACCGCCUCCACCGCCGCCACCGCGGAGUUCGCGCUGCCCCCUCUUUGACUACAAAGGAAGCAAUUUUGAUCCAAAUGGAUGGUACAAGUUUGUUCGCAUUGAGAAUGGCUUUAGACAACAUGCCGUAAACAUAAACCGAUAUGCUGGUGAAUGUGGAGUUAAGGUUUGAAGUUACAGCCGCUAUACUUUUUUCAAGCAUUAAUUAACUGACAAACAAUGGUGUGCUGACAACCUUAAACUAAAACGGCCCGUGUAAACAAUUAAGUUAGGCAUUCUUUUAUUAUUUUUAUUAUUAUCAUUAUUUCAUGUAAUGGGAUGUUAUCGGGUAAAAUUGAUCGCGGCGAGUUAAGACUGUCUGCUCCUUCAAGCUCUCUUGAAUCAGUUAAAAUGUGUCCCAAAAUACAUUAAUUCUUAAUAUACAGAAGUAGUUUUAAUGUCAUCAAACAUUGUGGUAACUGAGAAGGAUCACAUCGACUGAGAGACCAGUGGUUGAUACAACCUACUAUAUAGCGUGUCCGUUUAGCAACUUUUCCGAUCGUGACUUCACUUUCCAAAGAAGUAGGCAUGUUGGGACUAGUGAUUGUGAGUACUGAUCUUUCUAAGAAGACGAUUAUCCUGUUAACUUACUUUUAAGUCUUUAAAAGAACCAAAAUUCUAAACGCCUUAAAUCCUUUAUGUACUAGUUCUACUCCUUUCUUUUAACGAUAGUUUUUCAAAAUACCUGUCGUAAUUCAUCUUUAUUUUCAUGCAAAGAACAUUUACGUUCAAAGAUCCAAAAUCAUUAACAAAGCUGCUGGAAUAGCACAACGAUUUCUACAUCAGCAAAACAAAGCGGCGUCUUCAUGAAACGAGGACUGAACACUUUAAGGCCCUCGCUAAAAAUGACCACUAUUCAAAUUAUUGCUGACCAUGUCAAAAUCACCGGACAUAAUAUCAAGUGGAAUCAUUUUGAUUUUUUUGUGUCCGGGAAAAUCAGAUUAUCAUUGCAAGAUCAAAGAAACAUCAUUGUUAAAACAAUAUCUUAAGCAGUUUUUAAUGUCAAGAUAAGCAGUGAAAAGCUGACGAUUUAUCAGCUGCUGUCUUAUAUUUACUGUUAACAAUUUCCACAUUUCUUGCCAAUUUUGUAUAAAUUUGUGUAAAUCCGUGACGGUCACUUUGUUCACUUUAAAAUGCAUGUUGAGUGGCAUACGAAACGCCAUGUUUAUUUUCAAAUGCGAAAGCUUCUGUACGUGUUUAUCAGCGCUGUUUUUGUUUUAUUAUUGAUUAAGAUACUAUUGCCCGAGAACAAAUGUCUGUUUAUUUACCUUUAUUUUAUUUCUCUUUUUAUUUAUUUAUUUAUUUAUUUAUCGAAUGGUUCAUUUCAUCUCCUAUUUUCUUUUUACAGUUGUUUAUCACCAGCUCCUUCAGGAAACACAUACCUAGUGGGGGAUCUAGCAGAAGCAACCACAUGGCUGGCAGAGCAAUCGAUUUGAAUUUGAGCUGGCCUGGAGGAUUCUGCAAUAAGAGCUGUAUGGGAAACGAGAUUAGUUUACCGUCGAGGGCUAAAUGCUUCAUUAGCAAGAUCCGUAAUGAUCGAAGCCUUCGUUGGGGUGGAGAUUUCAACGACCCUGGACACAUCGAUGACAACUUGAAUAAUCGUGAUCGCGCAACGUAUAACCGGCUCCGUAAUCGUUUGCAGCCUAUCUGCAGGAAACCGUGAC